Pezoporus flaviventris is the source of this 1390-nucleotide messenger RNA. It is a transcript of the gene PRR11, whose product is annotated as proline rich 11. The record is from RefSeq and is a predicted model, not a curated record. NCBI's taxonomy places the organism in Eukaryota, Metazoa, Chordata, Aves, Psittaciformes, Psittacidae. Gene Ontology annotation, cellular component: nucleus; cytoplasm. Bases 133 to 1215 code for a protein of 360 amino acids. The transcript is spliced from 10 exons.
UCGCAUCAGUCCGGCUGCCAAUCAGCGAGCUGCUAGCUCGGGCCGCGGGGGCCGGGACGGCAGAGAGGGGCGCUCCCAUUGGCUGGGCUCUGCGCGGGUUGCAGUUUGAAUCGGCGGCGCCGAGCGGUAGUAAUGGCCAAGUAUAAGAAACGCAGACGAAAACACAGAGCUCGAGCAGAAUUUCUACAGGAAAAAGAAAGAGAUGCUGCAAACUCCCAGGGCUCAGGUUGUUCUCCACGGUCAGCAGGUAAUCUUCCUCUGAACACAUCAUCUGUCCCAAGCCAUCUGUCCUCACUCUGGUCAGUAGCCUUGCCCAGUGUGAAAAACAUGGUAAAACCCUUCACAACAACAGUGUCAUUUUUGUACUGUUGGUGCCAGAACACGGUUGCACAGAGUUUUAAAGUGGUUAAAGACACCAUAUUUCCGUCACAAAUCUACUUAAGGGAGCUAAAUACAUUCAGAGAGCAGCUGAAAAAGUUGGAAACUGAAUUUUCCAGACUACAAGGAGCACUCCAGAUGAAUGGAACCACAGCCUCAUCUUCAGAAAAUUCUCUUUGUCAAAGGUGUAAUAAACCACUUGUGGGUGCUCCUGUACCAAUGCAGAUGGGUCUGCCAUCACCAGUAUCCAGGCCUUCUGCAAUACAGCUGCAGCCUGCAUUUGCACCCCCUCCACCUCUUCCUCCUCCUCCACCACCACCACCACCACCACCACCUCCACUGCCCCCACCAAAACUGCCUCCAGCACCACUCCUCCUCAAAAGGGGCAAUGGCUCCAAAGCAGUUCUGAUUCCACCAGUGAAAAAAGAUGGGCCAAUGCAGAUCACCCUCAGAGACCUCCUGAAUGUUAAACUGAGGAAGGCAGAUGGCAGAAGCAGGAUGGACAAGGCAGACUCGCCAAUGAAGACACGCAGGGCCUUAAUUACAGUUUCAGAUUUACAGAGUGUUAGUUUAAGACCUAAAACCAAGCCAUCUGCUCACGUUACAAACUCCUUAAUUACCCCUCCUAAAAAUCACUUAGAUCUUCGAAAACAUCUGAAGAAAGUCAAUAUCCAGAGGAGUCCUGGAGGCACUCCACUAAAUGGCAAAGAAAACACAGAAUGUGGGUCUGGGUUGACGCCACUAAUGACACAGGCACUACGACGCAAAUUUCAGAUGGCACAUCCACAGAGCCCCUCACCUGCCCGGCUGAGUGCUGCAAACAGCUUUGACGAAUAGAAGUAGUUUAUGGAACACUGCGUUUGUCACCUCUGGUUAGGAAGGCCCUCGAAUGCUGUUUUUCUCUUGCUCAGACUUAUAUAUUUGCAAGUAAAUCUUGCGUGCACAAGAACAGGACUUUAUAAACUCCCUUUGGCAGAUUUCUGCUUUUUAAAGGCAAUGUCUUUCUAACAUG